AUGCAGAAGAACAGUUUUGUUAGCAAAUAUUCUUUUAAACCUCGAACAUUGAGGAUUUUGAAGAAUGUUAAUACAGCAGAUCCUGUAUCUUCUGAUGAGGGUGAUGUGUCAGAUCACACUGAAUAUAUACCCAAAACAGACUCUGAAGAUUCAAGUGAUACUUAUUUUUAUCAUUCGUCUGAAAGCGAAUCAGAUAAUAUUGCUCCUUAUAGAACAGAUACCAAGAGGUUCGAUGAAAUAACGGAAGUAAAUAAAACCACUACUAAAGAAAAUAUUUCAUAUGAGGGUACUACUAGCUAUGAUGGGGUAACUGAAUUGAGAUACAUAGUAAUGGACAGUAUCGAAAAUACACCCUUUUUUAAUGAUUUCGAAAACACUGAAACUAAUAGGGAAACUAUCUCGUGCAAAGAUACUGCCUUCAUUGACGAAAAAAAUAAAAAAGAUAAUAUAUCUCAAACUAAUAAAAGCAAACGAGUUCGAAGAAAACACAGCUGUAUAUUUUGCGAUGUUUUGGUGACCAAUUUUGCUCGACACUUAGAAAGAUGCCAUAGUGAUGAAUUAGAAGUACAAAGAUUUUUAAGUUUGACCAAAAAUGAUCCAGAGCGAAAAUGUCUUAUUGAUAAAAUAAGGAAAGAAGGAGAUUUUUCUACAGGAGAAAAGAUACCUGUUCUUAAAGUUUGUAGUGACACUCCAACAGAAACCAAUUUAUUGCCUUGUAUUUUUUGUAAAGGAUAUUAUGCAAAAAAAACUCUGAGACGCCACGUAAAAAGGUGCAAAUUUAAUAAAAUCCAAUCUCCUACAAGACAUUCUCAAUCCCAAGCGCAGAAUAUGAUGGUAAAUCAUUUUGGUCCUAAUGAUCCUCUUCGGACCUCAGGUGUUUUAAAUUCACUGGCUGCAGAUGAAAUCUCUUUAGCUGCUAAAAAAGAUAAAAUAAUAUGCGAAGUAGGAAGGCAAUACGUAAAAUGUCAUAAGGAUAAACAUUUAGUCCAAGUAGCGAAACGACAAAUGAGACGACUUGCACGUCUUGUGAUUGAGGCGAGAAAAAUUGAAAACAAUUUUAAAUUAACACUUUUUUCUUUACUACACCCAUCGAAAUUCAAAACUAUAGUCAAAGCUGUUAGAGAUAUCUCACAAUAUAAUAUUCAAACAAAUUCUUUUGGAUCACCAUCACUAGCCCUUCAAAUGGGAACUUUAAUUAAAAAAGCAAUUAAUGCAGCUUAUUCUGCAGAAAUCCAAAGGGAUGUAAAUUCUAAGGAAAUAAAUAAUUUAAAUGCUAUGAAAAAUUUGAUUAAUGACCAAUGGGCUUCAGAAGUUUCAACAGAGGCAGGUCAAAACUUAAAUAUCAACAGGUUUAAUAAACCCACGCUUAUUCCUACGGCCGAAGAUAUUGCUAAAUUUAAAAAAUAUUUGGAUGAGCUCCUCGAUAAUUUUACAAAGGAAUUAAACAAAGCCGAAGAAAAUGUAAAAGCAUAUAAGACAUUAUCAGAAGUAGUUUACUGCAGCCUACUGCUUUUUAACAGAAGAAGAGUUGGAGAACUUCAAAGAAUACCUUUAGAAAUCUAUUUGAAAAAUCACAAUAGUCAGUCUUCCAAAGAAUUUGAAAAUCUAUUAACUCCUUCUGAAAAAAUUUUAUUAAGUUCCUUAAAGCGCAUAGUAAUAAAAGGAAAGAGGGGCAGAGGUGUUCCGGUUUUGUUUGACCAGUUAACAACACGUGGAAUAGAAAGUAUGAUUAAAAAAAGAAACGUAUAUUUUAAAACAUACAAUGAAUAUUUAUUUGGUAUUCCGAACACAAACUCUUGUAUUAGUGGUUAUCAAGUUUUAAGAAAACAUGCCACUAUUGCAUUAGGUGAUGCAAAAAAAAUACAAUGUCUUACAUCGACGCGUCUUCGAAAGCAUCUGGCUACAAUUUGUCAAAUAAUGAAAAUGGGUAAUAGUGAACUGGAACAACUUGCUAAAUUUAUGGGACAUACGUCGAAGACACACGAAGAGUGGUACAGACUACCAUCGGACGUAUAUCAAACAGCAAAGGUAUCCAAAAUUUUACUCCUUUCUCAAAUUGGAUCUAUUGAAAAAUUUAAAGGAUGUAAUAUUGAUGAAAUUUCUCUAGAUGAUAAAAUAGUGGAAAGCCAAAAAAGUGACAGUGAAGAAAGCGAUGUAGAAGUAAAUGAUAAUAAUGAAAAUUUCAUGCGGCCCUCAGUUGACGAAAACAAAGAAAAAAAAGUAAAACGACGUCGAUUAUGUCCUUGGAGUGAUAAAGAAAAGAAAGUUACAGAAGAUUUUUUUAAAACACACAUAAAACAGAAAAAAGCACCGAAAAAAGCAGAAGUGACAGAACUAAUAAACAAAUAUCCAGACUUAUUUAAAAAUCGAACCUGGGCAACCAUUAAAGUUUACGUUCAAAAUAAAUAUAAAUGA
Molecule: messenger RNA, 2415 nt
Organism: Brassicogethes aeneus
Lineage: Eukaryota; Metazoa; Arthropoda; Insecta; Coleoptera; Nitidulidae
Source: the annotation of a GenBank genome assembly